ACAUUCAACCGUUUGGUAUAUAGGAAACCACGUAAUCGGAAAUUCCAGAAUAAACUUCAAGGUGUCUCGGGCGUCAGACAGCCAUAUUGGUUAUGAGCCUACACUAUCUUACAAUUUAGUUUUUGAAAUACAAGAUCACAUUCGGAAAUAUUGGAGAAAGAAAAGAUAACAAGCACUGACAAUUGAAAGCCAAUUUCUGCCAGAUCUAAGCAGAGAACUUACUUUGCAACCAUGUGUAUUCUGUAAUUGGAUGUAUGCUAUUGCUAGGGUUGGACGUCAAGGUUAAAGCAUGGAAGAAACAGGAAAUGGGACAGAACCUUUUAUUCCAGGACAUCACGAAGCCGAGAUCUGCUGUGGAGGUGAAGCUGACUUACACAAGCACUAUAACAGCUGUAAGAAGAAUCCAGGUCAUGUCAACUUUAUACCUGUGAAUGAUUUUAACUUGGAUCAUCUCCCCUCACCUUACCAUGACGUCAUCGUGUUGGAGCAAAUCAAAGCAUUGUCUGCCCUAACGGUCCUGAUAAAGGUCAAGUACACCAGUCUAGAGAGACCAGAGUCUGCUCCAUGCUUCAGUGGCCAGUAUCCAUUUUAUAACACCAGAGGAAGUGACGUGUUGAGGACAGGGACGGGGAGGGUGUGGCGUGUGGCCAAGUACACAGAGAGUGACAAAUUGGGUACUUGUCCAUGUGACAAGUGUAAACACUCGGACACACCAAACAAAAUGUGGGGGGAGGUUUGUGUGGUGACAGCCACACACGUGGUGUUUGAUGACAGUGAGGUGAAACAGACCAUGUGUGUGGUAGGUUUUGAUGACAAUAAAAGUCCUGGGGUCAAACUUGAAGGCUGGGAUGUGAGGUGGGCAAUCAUAGAGUCAGACUUUUGUGAGUUUACAUGUGUGUCGUGUGACUUAGAGUUGCUUGAUGAACUGGACAAGAUGUUGCAGCACUUUAAAGACCUAUGUAAGAAAGUAAAGGACAAAUACGGGACAGUUGAUGAUGUGGACAAGAUGGCCAUUAUAGUGUCACAUCCUCAUGGCUGUCCUAAACAGGUCUCAGUAGGACGAUGGACACACCAACAUGAGAGGUCCACGUACACAUGUAUAUGUCCAGGUUCCAUUGGAGCGUGGGUCUACAUGCCGGGAUAUGACAAGUGGUGCGCAGGUCCCCAUUGUGAUGGAGAGUAUAGUGAGAAGGGUAGCUGGGUGUAUGAUCCACCUGUAACUGUUGGCUCUCUCCACAUAUCUAAUGAAACUGUCGAUUCUCUCCCCUUGUCUAAUGUAACUGUUGGCUCUCUCCCCAUGUCUAAUGAAACUGUUGAUUCUCUCCCCUUCUCUAAUGUAACUGUUAGUUCUCUCCCCUUGUCUAAUGUAACUGUUUGUUCUCUCCCCUUGUCUAAUGUAAAUAAACAAAAUGGCGGCUCUCUUCAUUAAACUUGGAUGUGUCAAGACUUGAAUGGCUUCAUCAGCAACUUUGUAUUCUGGUGAAGACAAGAAAUAAAUUGUUUAGUUUCUUUCACGUCAUUUGUUUAGAGUUGUUAGACACAUAAACAAAAUUAUAAACAAAUGUUUAUUGUUGAGAAAUGAAAUAUUUAUAGGUUACACUUGUAUCUUUGUUUUGUUUAAACCUCCACAUUAGAUUUGUCUUCGCUAUCAUUGUCUUUAUUUGUACUUUAAUUCAUGUUUGUAUUUGCUUACAAAACUGUUUGUAUAGAUGUCAAUAAAGUUUUAAAAUGUUUCAAA
This is a messenger RNA of Physella acuta, 1738 nucleotides long. RefSeq lists its product as uncharacterized. The record is from RefSeq and is a predicted model, not a curated record. Lineage: Eukaryota; Metazoa; Mollusca; Gastropoda; Physidae.